AUCGGAACGGCCCCUUCUUUGAAGUCGUCUUCUUCUUUUUUGUUUUAAACUUUUAUGCAUAAAAGGCGCUUAGGGCUAACCCCCUUCAAAUUUUGAUACAGAAGAACUAAAAGUAAGAACAAUUUCACCUCCCAGUUUCUUUUAUGAUUCUAUCAUCAUCCAGCUCCAGAUCCAUAAUGGCAAUCCUAUCCGGGAAUUUCAUCUCCACCACUGCUAAUCAGCUACAGAACCAUGUCUUUGUGAUUCCCUGGGCGCGAAAGAUGAUGAAUUUGGAUAGUACGGUUAUUAGCUGUUCAAAAGGGAGGGAUUAUAGUAGCAAGUCAGGUCCAAUGAGGUACAUACCAAAAAGGUCGUCAGGCAUUAAAGAUUCUGAAGUUUCGUCGUCUCAAUUGAAUGAUGUGAAGCAGCGUGAUAGUGUUGAAUCUAAUGGAAAAAGAGUUGAACUUUCUAGAAGUAAGCAGAAUAUCUUGAGUGUAGUUGAUGCUAUGUCUCGGAAGCAACAUCAACAUCCUUUUAGCAAGAUAAAUUACAAUGAGGAAUAUAGUACGAAGAGGCUUGCUCAGUCAAAUGGGGAGAGGUUUCAACUUUCUGGAAGCUCUGAAAGUUCAAGAAUGGGCGGCACCUUAGAUGUAAAUAAUGAAUGUGAAAUUGAAUAUGGGAAGCCACUUAGCAAUACUGGCGAUAAUAUUGGAUCCGGAACAGGUAGUGUUGUUCCACCUAAUGUGCAGAGACAUCAACCUACUGUCCAGGCUUCAGCCAGUAGAUGGAGCUAUUUUGCAGAUACUGAUUUUAAAAAUCAAAGUGAAAAGACAAGCAACAUAAAGAAUGAUAACACUCGGGGUUCAAGUCAAAUGGUUCAACCAGAUGUAGAAAGAAUUGACUUUUGCGGAAGUUCCCAAACAUCAUCCAGUAGUAGGAACAUUGCUGUUGAACCUCAGUUUCAAAAUCUAACUGAAACAUCUGUCGAUAAUGCAAGAUAUGAGAAAGAAUCAGGUACAGAUAGUAGUGUUAUAUCUGAAGGAGUGCCCCCUUUAUGUAGUUCUAGGACCUUUGUUGCAGGCACUGAGCUGAAUUACAAUAAAGAGCCAGUUGAAAAAUCAAAGCAUGAUGUGAGAUUGGGUAAAAAUAGAGUUUUUCAAUCUAGCAUACAGAAAGUUGAAAGUGCAAGUAGUGGGCAGACUUCAGCCGGUAGGAGGAGCUUUGUUCUGAACACUGAAGGACUAGGGGUUGGAGAAGAAUUUGAUGGAGACAUGCGUUUUGAGGACGACAAGUUUGUGGAGGAAUUUGAUGAUUUCUUGGAAGAGAAUAGUAAAGGCAAUCGUAGAUCUAAAGGAGUUAAAGUAAAAGAAGAUGUGCAGAAAUUGGCUGUUGAAUUACUAGCUAUGAGAGCCCUUACAGCUAUGGAGCUUAGGAAGAAGCUGCAGGGCAAGAAUUGUCCACUUCAUAUUGUUGAUGCAGUUAUAAGGGACUUCAAAUCCAGGUAAAUUACCACAGUUUUGUUUGAAGUGAGUCAGAAUUUUUAUCUAUGAUUACUUUGUGAAUCUUUUAUCGAUCAGUAUGGUGAAUGUUGUGAAUUGUCCAAUAAACGUUUCAAUACAUGUUCUUGUUGACAUUUUUGUCAGCAGAUUGUUAAACCCGCCUCCCCUUUAUAUUUGCGGUUUCAAAUUCUUCAACCUGUGUGGCAUCUUACUGCAGGGGUCUGAUCAAUGAUGACUUAUAUGCGGAGACAUUUUCCCGCUCUAGGUGGGCAUCUUCUACUUGGGGUCCAAGUCGAAUAAAGCAGGUAAAUUGGAGGUAUUUUGGAACGAUUAAGCAUGAUAUAUCUCCAGGAAGCAUUACUUAAUUGUUGUUGUACUGAACCGUUUCUGUCAUUCAACCAAUCUUCUUCUUUCCUUUUAGUGUCUAAUUAUAUGGAGGCAUUAACCAAAUUGUCUUAGCAUUCAUUCUCUUAACAAACAACUCCUUUUCCUCAUUUUGGUAUCUUUUCUCCUUCACAUGUCAGGCUCUCUACAGUAAGGGAGUGAGCAGUGAGGAUGCUGAGAAGGCCGUCAAAUUAGUUUUCAGUGAUGAUGCUUCAGCCGAUGUAGAAGAAAGUUCAUCAAGGCUUGGUAUGUCAAAGCUUUCAAUGGAUCAUUUGUUUGCUCAGGCCACCAAGCAAUGGAUGCGAAGUUCUGAUGUAUGUAUAGAGAAAAGAAAAUUAAGGGUUAUCAGGUGGCUACAAUACCGUGGCUUCAGUUGGAGUGUAAUCAGCAUGAUCAUGAAGAAACUAGAGUCCAAAUAUCCUACCUAGAAAGUCCCAGAAAUCUUAGGUAACGUUUCUGUGUAAUAGUUUUAGGGACACUUGCAAAAGUUGAUAUGUACAGUAUAUAUAUCUUCAUUUUCUUAAAAAUUUAUCCAUUUUCCAAAUAUCCAAUACGGUUUUGAUUUCAUUGGCUUUGUUAUAUUGUCAUGCAAUGUUCCAUUAUUACAGUAACGCAUAGCAUUGGCGAUUUGCACGUUUGAUCAUUUUAAUAGUAUGUAAAUUUUGUCCACUGAUUGCAUGAUUGGCAAUGAGUUGAUGUAAGUCGUCAAAGACAGCUUGAAGUGCAUUAGUAAAUCGAACUUGAGGUUGUAUUAUAAGUUAUCACCUUGGUCUUGAAUCAAUA
Messenger RNA from Oldenlandia corymbosa var. corymbosa, 2645 nucleotides. Lineage: Eukaryota; Viridiplantae; Streptophyta; Magnoliopsida; Gentianales; Rubiaceae. The record is from the annotation of a GenBank genome assembly.